GUAGCACAUCGGCUCGGAGCCUACUUGCCGCCAGCCAGCCGCCGCUCUCCCCGGCGUCUAGCCGGCCACAUCAGCCUGCAUCAUGAACGUUCUGCGCGAUCUGUGCAUCCUUGUGAGAUGCAGACGAACACGAGGAUGCACGCAGGGACAGCGGCCGACAGCCAGAACGUUCCAUUCGAAGCAAACUCUCCGCGCCGGAUGUCUGACUCGAAAACAUCGCCGAGGCCGGGUCAAGAUUCGAGUCGGCACGGCCUCCCCACAUCUCCGGCCCAGGGCCGAGCGAUGCGAUGCGUCCUUCACCGAGCUUUCACAAUGCGCGUCUCAUGCCUCAUCACGCAGCGUGGACUAAGUCGCCGGUGUGCUGGGGCGCCAAGGGUCGGAAGUAGUUAUGGCCAAUCUGCGGCAAGAUCCGUCACCUCACCCUGGCGUCACUCCACGCGCUCGCUUGUCACCAGAUCACUAAGCCAGCCCUCCCGCCCCAGAUGCGUGUGCUGCGCGACCCACGCGGCUGAGGCUGGCGGCUGGCAUGUAUAUAACUCUCAUGCACCAUGCCCCCCAACCCAAGCACAGUGAACACUAUGACAACUGCGAACAGCGACAGGACACCCGACAUUUCUGCCGCCGUCGGCGGGCAGAAGAACGUUGAGCAGCUGCACAAGACCAGCCGCGAUUUCAGGAGUGAGUCGCAAUGUGUGUGGCUAAGGCACGACUUUGGGAGAAGCUCGCUCAGCCACUUUUGAACUCUCCUCUGCACUGUUGCAGGGCCGAGGCU
This is a messenger RNA of Cutaneotrichosporon oleaginosum, 772 nucleotides long. RefSeq lists its product as uncharacterized. NCBI's taxonomy places the organism in Eukaryota, Fungi, Basidiomycota, Tremellomycetes, Trichosporonales, Trichosporonaceae. The record is from RefSeq and is a predicted model, not a curated record.